This is a messenger RNA of Yarrowia lipolytica CLIB122, 519 nucleotides long. RefSeq lists its product as uncharacterized. The record is from RefSeq and is a predicted model, not a curated record. NCBI's taxonomy places the organism in Eukaryota, Fungi, Ascomycota, Dipodascomycetes, Dipodascales.
AUGAUCAACCCCUUCACUCUCCUCACUAUUGCCACCGCCGCUCUGGCCGCCCCCAUUGUCUGCGAAGAACCCCCAAACGACUCUGAUACCCCUAAGUAUGCUCUCAGCAUGUUCCCCGGCCCUGGUGUCAUCGGAAUGAAGCCUCUCCAGAUCCGAGGCAACAACGUGGUCUACGGUCUCACCCAGGGCUUCUCCUACUUCUAUGCCGACUCGGUUGGAAACGCCAUGGUUAACGUCCUGUCCGAAGGCCAGGAGCCCCGUCAGCUGUUCGCCAACGUCGAGACCGGCAAGCUCGAGGUUCUGGACCACCCCGCUCCGCCUCUUGAGGGCAACAGCGGAGGCUGGGGCUUCAACGGCGACGGCUCCGUCGUGUCUUUCUCGUCCUACGGCACCACCCAGUUCUACUCCUGCACGUCCAAGGACGACCCUCUUCACGGCGGCCAGGAGGUUUAUGUCUUCAACGGAGGCUACGCCUGCGACAAGCCCAUCAAGUUCACCAUUGGAGCUGCAAAGAUUUAA